GUUGCUGGGAAGAAGAAACAAUACCUCAACAGCAAAAAACACAAAAAAGAAGAGAAAUGGGCACAAAAGAGCGACACACCAGAGGCACUGCCAAGACCAUCAGCACAAGAUUCGACGAGGACCAGACGAAAACGACGACGACGAACCGUACAAUCCUCGUGGCACAAUACUCCGGUAAGACUUUCUAAUGUUGCUGCAGUUAAUUCACCAUUUCUUGAAGUAUGACGAUUGAUACCCUUCCAUUUGACAUUUAUUAAUACCCACAAAAUUUAUUUUGCACGAUUUUUCGCAAGUUUUGAGACUUCAGGGAUCAAGAAGACUUACAAAACUAGCAAAGCAUUAUUAUUAAGAAAUAUCUCUACAUUCUAUUUUUCUAGGAUCAUGUGAAGAGAGAUUUUUGGCCAUGUAGCUGUUCACAAAAGAUUAUGGACUACACCGACGGAAGGCAAAUCAGUCAGGAAUUUUUAGAACUAAGCCGGAAUUAGCAUUUUUGAAUAAAUUAAAAUUAAUUAACCAUUGUUUCAC
Messenger RNA from Porites lobata, 525 nucleotides. The record is from the annotation of a GenBank genome assembly. NCBI's taxonomy places the organism in Eukaryota, Metazoa, Cnidaria, Anthozoa, Scleractinia, Poritidae.